GCUUAAUCGUUGUAUAUUAACUAUCUUAUUGAAUUAUUUCUUUUUUGGCUCAACCGUUAGAAUCAAUCACGGAAAUUAGAGAUGCUACCAACGAUACGUUUAAGCGAAAAUCGCGUUAGCUCGUUGUAAUAUACGCGUGUGAAUUUUUGUACAUCGUCGAUAGACGAUAAAAAGAAUCGCAGUUCACAUUCGCUGCACAUUUUCUGCAGUGAGUGGCAUCUUAUAAAAUUGUACAAACACGUAGCUUAGAAUAGCGAAAGGGACAAGUAUCGUAAUACAGAAAGGCUACGAGCUUUAAGAGCUUUUCACCGAUAUUUUCACCUCAUCGUUGUGUCGCAAGUGGUUCGAACGUGGUGAGAACGGAGUAAUGUAACAUUUAAAAAGGAACACGAACGUAAGUUGGAUCGUUUGAGUGGGUGGGAGAAUUCGUCGUUUCGAAGGUAGGCAAGCCUCUAUAUAAAAACAAAGGAGGCUAUCGAAAAGGUACCAUACGAGUUAAAAACGUACGCUUAACAUUAUUCCUAGGCCCCUCGUACGAAAUACAAAGAAAUACGACGAUGCAGCCAAUUAGCAUUGUGGUUCUUGCCGUUGUUUGUUGUUAUAUCGUACCAUGUAUAAUAGCCAAAGAAGACGCUUUACCAUCGACAGAGAGCCGUUCCUCGAUUCUCGAUCGAUCCGUUGGUCAAUUAGAAAAUGAAGAAUAUUCGGGUGCUACGUUGAACAGGCAAAAAAGAACGCUUCUGCUGAAGAAAAAACUUAUCGGUGCAGGACUCUUGGGCUUCGGCUUAGGUGCCGUGAAAGGGUACAAGCUUGGUUAUAAGACGGCUCCAGAAGUUCAUCAUGUUUAUGUAUCGAGUCCUCCAGCAUCCGUAAAAUACGUUGAAUACGUUGACAAACCUGUCUUCGUGGAAAGAAUAAUUGAGAGGCCAACUCCGGUUUUUAAACCGGUACAUGUCGAAUACAGGGAAUCUUCUCCUUACGGGCCUUGGUAAUGUCAAUGGAAAUCAUCAAUCGGUGCAAGUAAUCACGUAAAAUUGGCCAAAAAUAAUAAUCCAAUAGCCGGCAUAGACCAACAAGAAGAAGUUUGUAAAGUACCAGGAAAUUUCUAUCAAAACGUCUUCGUAUUGGUUUAUUUUCAUGUACACACGCACGCCUAUGUAAUUAUGCAUACGUUCAAGACUCAUCGUACAAUAGGACAAAACAAUAUUUUAUACUAUACUCGACGUUGUAUUCGCGACUGGCGAUCUAAAAUUUAAAUCGACGCGGUAUCAUACUGUUUUAUUGCUUAAAAUGAAUUAUUGCGUCAAGACGAAUACAAAGUAACAUCGUCUCUUUAAUUAUCUUAGAGGGAAAAGAAAAGGAGUACAUAGAAAAAGAGUUUCAUUUUCUUGUAUCAUCGAUCAAAUUUUACUUUCCAUGUGUAUGUUCUGCUCCACGUUUUGCGUUAAUUUAUCGCACCGUUCUUAGCCGCAUCGUUGCGUAGAACGAAUUACGGAUACGUGGUUCAUUUGUCAGAUGAUUGAUUUAAAUGGCUUAAUGUUAAAUAAACGCUCGUAUUUUUACAUCUUAUUAUCGAUCACGAUUCUUUCCAAUAUACAUAUAUACGUGUUAUAAGCUUCGCGAUGCGAAAAAUUCGUUGAUAAUCUCCUAAUAAUUUUUCGCUCACGAACGCUUGCAACAUUAUAAAAUGUCCAUCUAUACAUUAUGUGCGCUAUAUACACUUAUUCGUACAUCUAACACACAAAUUAUUGCACGAUCACAUAAAACACGUUUGCACGUGCUGUUUUAUC
Molecule: messenger RNA, 1790 nt
Organism: Bombus impatiens (common eastern bumble bee)
Lineage: Eukaryota; Metazoa; Arthropoda; Insecta; Hymenoptera; Apidae
Exons: 4
Coding region: 558-992 (144 amino acids)
Source: RefSeq, a predicted model, not a curated record